Messenger RNA from Hyaloscypha bicolor E, 6113 nucleotides. RefSeq names its product acetyl-CoA synthetase-like protein. The transcript has 4 exons. The record is from RefSeq and is a predicted model, not a curated record. Gene Ontology annotation, cellular component: cytosol. NCBI's taxonomy places the organism in Eukaryota, Fungi, Ascomycota, Leotiomycetes, Helotiales, Hyaloscyphaceae. The coding region runs from base 207 to 5810 and encodes 1867 amino acids.
AGCAACUCUUAAACCUUGGCCAUGACCUAUUCUGCUUCUUGACGCUCGUUUUGAUACUCUCUUCAAUCUGGAUCCAAAUCGCCAACUCGAAUACAUGCUUUCGAGUUCGAGUACCUAAGGGCCCCCUAAGUCUACCGAUUCUCAUAUAGCUUCGUCGCAUUGGGACUGGCGGUUGAAGCCCUUCCCCGUCUUUGGGCAUUGCCGAGAUGGAAACAGGGAACCCGGAGCUGCAAGACAAGCUACAACAGCUUGAACUUGAAUUCGAGGAGGGAGACAUCACUGAGAAAGGAUACCAAAAACGACGAACCCUCCUACUCUCACAAUAUCUAGGCUCGUCUGCUGUUGCAGCGGAGCUGAAAGGUUUACGUAUACACUCUCCCGACAAUACUGCACAUCCAAUCAACGAUGGGUCCCGAAGUGCCUCGCUCGCGGCUCUCAAUGCGAACUCGACCGAGAAUUACGGCUCUACACCAGAGGUACCCCCUCAAUCGCCUGCCAGAAUAGGUUCUUCCCCAAAUUUGGACACAAUGACGAGCGAUUACAGCAGCUUUGGGAAUAAUCGAGGGCAGGGAGGAGGAUUUUCCUAUGCUGGUCCGCCGAAAGCUCUGCGGCUCGGUGUUCACAAUCCGGGACAGAGGCCACACUUAUCCAGCCAUGACUCUCUGUUUCUACCAGGCACUCCUGCAUCUGGGGGAAACUCGAUCGAGCCCACCAUGACAAUGGCAUCCUCAGUCUCAGGGGCGAAUUAUGCUUUCAAUCCGGCACAACAAGUCGGUUACGUUGAACAACAAGCAGAUACUUAUGAGAGCCAGGCUGGAACAAUGAUGGACAGGAACGGCACCAUGUUGGGCGAGUCACAACAGGGCUAUUUCUCUGACUUUGCUGGUCAACAAAGCUAUGACCAUGGGCCACCGAACUCAUAUGGUGGAGGGCCACAUCGGUAUUCCUCAAGCGACGCCUUCUCUCCAACGGCUGCGAUGGCACCACCGAUGUUGAGCACUAGCGAUCUUCCUCCACCCGCUGCACUAGAGUAUCAAAUGCCGUUGGAACCGCGAGAUGUCCCUUUUGCGGUCUAUGACCCCCAAGAUGAGAAUACGCCCAUGUCAAAAUUCGAUAACAUCGCAGCAGUAUUAAGGCACCGGGCCCGAAAUAAUGCCAAGGCGCCAGCAUACUGGGUUUUAGACGGCAGGGGGAAAGAAGUCUCCUCAAUUACCUGGGAUAAGCUGACAAGCAGGGCUGAAAAGGUCGCUCAAGUGAUCAGGGACAAGAGCUCUUUAUAUCGUGGUGAUCGGGUCGCCCUGAUAUACCGAGAUACGGAAAUCAUUGACUUCGCUAUCGCUCUGCUCGGUUGCUUCAUUGCUGGAGUAGUAGCUGUUCCCAUCAAUGAUCUGGAAGACUACGCCAAGCUGAAUAUGAUUCUCACAUCUACGCAGGCGCAUCUUGCGCUCACUACCGAUAACAACUUGAAGGCAUUUCAGCGAGAUAUCACUACGCAGAAACUUAAUUGGCCUCGCGGAGUAGAAUGGUGGAAGACCAACGAAUUUGGAAGUUUUCACCCGAAAAAGAAGGAUGAUGUGCCGCCGUUGACAGUGCCGGAUCUUGCUUAUAUCGAAUUUUCGAGGGCACCGACAGGCGAUUUACGAGGAGUUGUCAUGAGCCAUCGCACAAUCAUGCAUCAGAUGGCCUGCCUGAGUGCGAUAUUCUCGACGGUGCCGUCCGGUAGUCAAGCCGACACGUUCAAUGCUGGUCUUCGAGAUAAGAAUGGCAAACUGAUGGUCAGUCAAAGGGGAGGGACUGAAAUUCUGCUAUCUUACCUGGACCCUCGGCAAGGCAUUGGCAUGAUCCUAGGCGUGCUGUUGACAGUGUACGGAGGGCACACAACUGUUUGGAUGGAAGGCAAAGCCGUUGAGACCCCUGGACUUUACGCCCACAUAACCACCAAAUACAGAGCCACAUUGAUGCUUGCAGAUUAUCCAGGUCUCAAACGGGCAGCUUACAACUAUCAACAAGACCCACUUACCACCAGAAACUACAAGAAAGGUAUGGAGCCGAACUUUGCUCAUGUCAAACUAUGUUUGAUAGACACUCUGACCGUGGACUGCGAAUUUCACGAAGUUUUGGCGGAUCGUUGGCUCCGACCAAUGCGAAAUCCUCGAGCCCGCGAGUUAGUUGCGCCCAUGUUGUGUCUUCCAGAGCAUGGAGGUAUGGUUAUUAGUAUGCGUGAUUGGUUAGGCGGAGAAGAACGUAUGGGUUGUCCACUGAAGUUAGACAUGGGCUCAGACACUGCGUCGGAAGACGGAAAAGUGGAAGAGAAGGAGAAAGAGAAGGAAAAAUCCCCAGGGGCUGGUUUUGGCAGCUUGAUCGGAGGAGGCACUACGACAUCCACUCAAGAGCAAGGUAGGACAGAGCUAAGCGAGGUUCUUCUAGAUCGAGAAUCGUUGAAAACGAACGAGGUUGUGGUCAUCGCGACUGGGGAAGAAGCGCGAAAGAAAGCGAGCAGUGAGCCAGGGACAGUCAGAGUGGGAGCUUUUGGAUUUCCGAUUCCAGACGCGACCUUGGCAGUUGUCGAUCCCGAAACUGGUCUCCUCGCUUCGCCGCAUUCUGUGGGUGAGAUUUGGGUCGAUUCUCCAUCCCUUUCGGGGGGCUUUUGGGCCUUGCCAAAGCACACCGAACAGAUAUUUCACGCGAGACCAUAUAAGUUCGAGCAGGGUGACCCUACGCCAAUGAUGGUCGAGCCUGAAUUUUUACGAACAGGUCUGCUUGGGACAGUCAUCGAAGGCAAGAUUUUCGUUCUUGGUCUGUACGAAGACCGGAUACGACAGAAAGUGGAAUGGGUUGAACACGGCCAUGAAGUUGCUGAGCAUCGAUACUUUUUCGUUCAACACAUCAUUGUGAGCAUCAUGAAGAAUGUCACGAAGAUUUAUGACUGCUCAGCUUUCGACGUCUUCGUCAACGAUGAACACCUUCCAGUCGUGUUGUUAGAGUCGAAAUCGGCUUCCACUGCCCCGGUAACAUCCGGAGGCCCUCCACGCCAACUUGAUACAGCGCUUCUGGACUCACUUUCAGAAAGAUGCAUGGAGGUUUUGCUUCAGGAGCAUCAUCUCAGAGUAUAUUGCGUCAUGAUCACAGCCCCUGACACUCUGCCAAAAGUUCUCAAGAAUGGGCGAAGAGAAAUUGGUAAUAUGUUGUGUAGGCGAGAGUUUGAUCUCGGCAAUUUGCCCUGUGUACACGUCAAAUUUGGCGUUGAAAGAGCCGUGCUAAACCUCCCAAUUGGGGUGGACCCAAUUGGAGGUAUCUGGUCACCCAUCGCCUCACAGACGCGAGAAGACAUUUUGUCACCUGGGGACAAGCAGUAUUCGGGUAUCGAUCGCCGAGAGGUUGUCAUUGAUGAUCGGACGUCGACUCCUCUCAACAAUUUCUCGAGCAUUGUCGAUUUGCUUCAAUGGAGAGUUGCACGCCAAGCGGAGGAAUUAUCCUACUGUACAAUUGAUGGCAGAGGCAAGGAAGGCAAGGGUAUUACAUGGAAGAAGUUUGACACAAAAGUCGCUGCGGUCGCCAUGUACCUCAAGAACAAGGUCAAGAUCCGAGCGGGCGACAACUUAAUACUCAUGUAUACGCAUUCGGAAGACUUCGUCUAUGCUGUACAUGCGUGCUUCUGCCUUGGAGCAACAGCUAUCCCGAUGGCACCCUUGGAUCAGAACCGUUUGAAUGAAGAUGCCCCGGCUUUCCUCCACAUGGUAGCUGAUUACAAGGUCAAAGCUGUCUUGGUAAAUCAAGAUGUUGAUCAUCUUAUGAAGCAGAAGACGGUGUCGCAACACAUAAAGCAGUCAGCGCAAGUAUUGAAGGUUACAAUGCCGAGCAUUUACAAUACAACGAAGCCGCCAAAACAGAACAGUGGAUGUAGAGACCUCGGCCUGACGAUGCAACCAAGCUGGGUACAACCUGGCUAUCCCGUCUUAGUAUGGACGUACUGGACUCCUGAUCAGCGUCGCACAGCAGUCCAACUUGGCCACGACACUAUUAUGGGCAUGUGCAAAGUGCAGAAAGAAACCUGUCAGAUGACGAGUUCAAGACCAGUGUUGGGUUGUGUUCGCAGCACCAUGGGUUUGGGCUUCAUCCAUACAUGCCUUAUGGGCAUAUUCGUUGGUGCCCCCACAUACCUCGUUUCUCCAGUCGAGUUUGCACAAAACCCAAUCUCGUUGUUCUUGACAUUAUCGAGGUACAAAAUCAAAGACACAUAUGCGACGCCCCAAAUGCUAGAUCAUGCAAUGGCCAUCAUGCCGGGAAAAGGUUUCACCUUACAUGAGCUUAAGAACAUGAUGAUCUCUGCUGAGGGACGGCCACGUGUGGACGUCUUCCAGAAAGUGCGACUUCACUUUGCCCAAACAGGACUCGAUCGUACGGCCAUUAACACCAUUUAUUCCCACGUCCUCAAUCCUAUGAUCGCAUCUCGAUCAUACAUGUGUAUUGAACCCAUCGAACUCUGGCUGGAUAAGCAGGCAUUGAGGCGUGGGAUGAUCUAUCCUGUGGACCCUGAAGCUGACCCAAAGGCUCUUCUGGUUCAGGAUUCUGGCAUGGUGCCCGUGUCAACCCAGAUAGCGAUCGUGAACCCCGAAAGCCGAGCGCUAUGCCACGACGGCGAGUACGGUGAAAUCUGGGUUGAGUCGGAAGCUUGCGUGAAAACCUUUUACAGAUCUAAAGAUCCAUUCGACUCCGAGCGGUUUGAUGGUCGUACACUUGACGGUGAUCCAAUGGUUCAGUAUGUCCGUACCGGGGAUCUUGGGUUCUUGCACAAUGUUAGCCGGCCGAUUGGCCCAAAUGGUGCGCAGGUUGACAUGCAAGUGCUCUUCGUCUUGGGUAGCAUUGGUGAAACUUUUGAGAUCAACGGACUCAGUCACUUCCCAAUGGAUAUUGAGUAUUCAGUUGAACAUUGCCACAAAAGCAUUGUGCCAGGGGGCUGUGCUGUCUUCCAAGCUGGUGGACUCAUAGUAGUUCUCGUCGAGGUAGGAAGAAAGGCGUAUCUUGCUUCCAUCGUUCCCGUCAUCGUAAAUGCAAUUCUCAGUGAACACCAAAUCGUUGUUGACAUUGUCGCGUUCGUCAACAAGGGAGACUUCCCAAGAUCGAGACUUGGUGAGAAACAAAGAGGCAAAAUAUUGGCUAGCUGGGUCACACGAAAGAUGCGCACUAUGGCACAGUUUGGAAUUCGGGAUGCCGACUCAGGUCUUGCUGACCUUGCUGAAGCUCUGGAGCCACGUAGUGGUAUAGCCAGUAUCAGAAAUGGGAGCGUAAUGGCAAGUAGUCUCCGGAAUGUGGAAUCAGCUCCACAGAUUCGGGAAGAACGCGAGCUUGAGCGACAGCAAGUGGGAGCUCGGAACAGUUUUGUCCCACUUCCGACUGGGAUUUCCGAAAUGCCGGCCCAGAAUUAUGACGAUUCAAUCGUUGGAUCACCUAACAAAGAGAACGGGGCCUCCACAAAAAGCGAUGAUACCCCAACAGACACUCGAAAGAAUCAUUUCGAGCUUCCGAGCGACGACUAUGACCCGGAGAAAAACAACUUCUCGGACGAAUUUGAGAUUCCCGGAUUUUCAAAGACGGAGUCUCUUGAUAUCUCCCCACCUCAGGUUGGGCCAAAGCCAGUUUCGAGUCACAGAAUCAGUCUACCAGCAGUUGAGGGAAGAGAAGGCGAUCUGUGGACGUUGCCAAGCCAGCAACCUCGUAGCGGUUUGAGAGUACAAAACGGAUCGAGUGAUGAAGAUGAUGAUUCAUGGGAACAGGAUGCGAUAAUGCACAUGAAUCUUGCAGGGCGAUAAUUGGACAAGGGAUGUUGGAGCUCUGCAUGACAAAUGGAUAGAUGAAGCGUGAUGCUUUGAUAGACCAUCCGUUGGUGGUCAUGGUUUUGAUUCGAUUCAUGGCGGGGUGUUCUUUUUUAUCAAACGAUGCAUGGACGGGGUCGGAGCAUUAUAGUUCUUUAUGAAGUGACAAAAGGGCACUGUUGUGUAUAGUGGUGGUGGAUCCAAUAAUGAUAUAAAGAGAAUUUCUUGUAGCAUUGUGGCCGAGAUCUUGAUAGUACCACUCCAGGUGAUAUCCUGAUGGAGAAAAUCCUUCCAUUCAUU